AUGGGUGUGUGUGUCACCGCUUGGAUUUCGUUUGUCGACAUUGCAGAUAUGAAAGCAACACGUCUUUUUGCCCUUCGAAAUCUUUUUCAUGCGCGAACACCAUGUCGAGCAAACAGCGUACUUAGUCAAGAACCAUCGGGACCAACGAUGAAAACGACAAUUCCCGGUCCAAGGUCACAGCAAUUCACGCAUGAACUUGAGAAGACACAAAACGCUUUGAGCACUAUUUUUGUUCUUGAUGUUGAUAAAUCCGUUGGUAAUUACGCUGUUGAUAUUGAUGGCAACGUUAUGUUGGAUGUUUACGGGCAAAUUGCUUCUUUGCCGUUAGGUUACAAUCAUCCAGCUAUUCAAAAAGUUUUUCAAGAUCCGAAAAAUCUUAGUCAACUUGUUAAUCGGCCGGCACUUGGUGUUCAUCCUACACCGCAAUUUAUCAAACAGAUAGAUCAAACACUUCUACCAAUUGCACCUAAGGGAUUAGAAUAUGUUCAACCAAUGAUGUGCGGUUCAUGUUCAAAUGAAAACGCAUUGAAAGCGAUUUGUAUCUGGUAUGCCACCAAACAGCGUGGUGGCAAACCAUUUACAGAUGAAGAAUUAACAUCAUCGAUGAUUAACAAAGCACCGGGCUGUCCCCAAGUUAGUAUAAUGUCGUUCGAAGGAGCUUUCCACGGAAGAACAUUCGGAGCACUUUCAUGCACGCAUUCGAAGCCCAUACAUAAACUCGACAUUCCAAGUUUUGAUUGGCCCAUCGCGCCCUUUCCAAGAUAUAAAUAUCCUUUACAAGAACAUGAACGUGAAAAUAAGAAAGAAGAUGGGAGAUGUUUAGCACGCAUUGAAGAACUGUUUCACGAAUACAAAUCCAAAAACAGCCCAGUUGCGGGUGUUAUUGUGGAACCAAUUCAAAGUGAAGGCGGAGACUAUCACGGUAGUCCGGCAUUCUUUCAAAGACUGCAAAAAAUAACAAAAGCUAAUGGAGCAGGGCUAUUAAUUGAUGAAGUUCAAACAGGUCUUGGUGCAACAGGAAAAUUCUGGGCAUACGAACAUUUCAAUUUACCUGAGCCACCCGAUGUGGUGGCAUUCUCGAAAAAAUUUCAAACAGGUGGUUACUUUGCCAAAGCAGAUUUUCAACCAAAACAGCCUUAUCGUAUAUUCAAUACCUGGAUGGGUGAACCGGCAAAAUUAUUGGUUGUAGACGCUACAUUGAAAACGGUCAAAGCAGAAAAUUUAGUUGAAAAUACACGAAAAACUGGCGACAUACUUUUGAAAGGUCUCGAAGAUAUUAGUAGAAAACACUCGAAAUUAAUUCAGAAUGUUCGCGGCCGUGGAACAUUCUGCGCAUUCGAUAUGCCUGAUGCAUCGACACGUGAUAAAUUCAUUGGUCAAAUGCGCAAUGCUGGUAUACAAAUGGGAACCUGUGGUGAUGUGACCGUUCGUUUCCGUCCGGCAUUGAUAUUCGCUGAUCGACACGCUCAUAUUGUUCUUGACAAGAUGAACGAAGUUGCAAAGAAAUUUUAA
Molecule: messenger RNA, 1512 nt
Organism: Adineta ricciae
Lineage: Eukaryota; Metazoa; Rotifera; Eurotatoria; Adinetida; Adinetidae
Source: the annotation of a GenBank genome assembly